Messenger RNA from Gamsiella multidivaricata, 1152 nucleotides. RefSeq lists its product as uncharacterized. The transcript has 4 exons. Lineage: Eukaryota; Fungi; Mortierellomycota; Mortierellomycetes; Mortierellales; Mortierellaceae. The record is from RefSeq and is a predicted model, not a curated record. The coding region runs from base 1 to 1152 and encodes 383 amino acids.
AUGUGCAUCUCGGCAACGAUCUACUCAAAGGAUCCGAACAACAUCGAGAUCUCGCUGUACUCGAAAAUCGCGAUUGGGUGGGUCGGUAUUGGCAUGGGCGGCAGUGCAAAUGGUAUGGCUGGCAAUGAUCUCGCGGUCUGCUGGCCAAAUGCGACGGGUACAGGCGCGGUGAUCUCCCAACGUAGCGCGACCAUGAACGGAACCCCCUCCGUAACCUCGGCCACGGUCCCCUUCAAGAUCCAGCCCCUUAAAUCCGGGGUGACCUCGUCCACGAAACAAUUCACCUGUACGUUCUCACGUCCACUGUCCUUGGCCACCGCGCCUAUCACUACAGCUGCAACAUCUGUGAAUGUGAUCUAUGCGGUCGGGUUGCAGGCCGUCAAGGCAGACGCGGGUGGGGAUCCUCAGAAGGCGACAUUUCAGCGGCAUGCGUUUACGGGACAUGGGGCCCUUACGAUCACAAAGAAGGAGGGUGGAAGUUUGGAUGGGUUUAAUUCGACGACACCGACAAAGGGUGGGAAUAGUGGAACGGUUGGGAGUGGAGGAAGCACUGGGAACGGAAGUGGAUCCGAUAGUAAUACGGAAGAUCUGGAGCAGAUUCUGGCAGCGCAGCAGUUGUAUGAACGACUUGUCAAGGCCCAUGGCAUCAUGAUGUCGAUUGCAUUCCUACUGGUGUUUCCAUUGGGGGCGUUGCUGGUCCGGUUCUUCUCCCACCUGCAUCAUGUUUUCCGCUGGCACCGACCUCUUCAGGUCACCGGGUUCCUUUUGGCCAUCACCGCGCUCGUCUGCGUCAUCGUCGCGAUCUACAAAUCCCCCGAUGCCGAAGACGGGGUCGAGUUCGAGGCGAACCCGCACACGGUCCUAGGUGUUGCCCUCAUUGCUGCCAUCAUCCUCCAAGUCUGUAUCGGCAUAUUCAUCUUCCACACGUUCGAUCCUAACCGGGAUCCGAGGAAGAUCCAUGUGCCGACGUGGAUGCAUCGGAUUUGGGGAUAUGUGGUGUUGAUUGCUGGAUUGGAGCAGGUGCACUUGGGGAUGUUGUUGUAUGGAGCCUGGCCGACGGGAAAGGAGGGGAUUUGUUUUGGUGGUUGUGUUCGUGGGCGGGUCAAUUGUGAAGAAGUGGAGGGAGAGCAGGAGGGAGAGGAAGGAGGCUGA